CUUCAUCAAACUUACGCUUCUUGGUGUUCCAACGGAGUCUUUCUCGCGUACCACUAGCUGGUAAGUUGUGAUGUACACUAGUAAUUCUAAUUUUAAUAUCUAUCGAAGUCAAAGUUGUGGAAGGAUCGGUCUCGUUGCCAAGCGCACUACAAGAAUCAGUCUACUCCGAGAAUGCGGGACGAGGAAGCGGCAGAACAGCGUGCGCAGCCCGGCGGGAGCAAAGACAUAGACACGCUCGACGAUGCCGAAUUCCGGCGCGUCGACAUCGUUUUUACGGAUUUGGACGGCACCUUUUUCCCGGGGGCCUACGAGGAGGUUCCGCAGGAGGAGGCACGCAUGUUUCGUCGGAAUCUGAAGCUCGCGGAACAGUUGGAAAAGGAAUUGCACAUUCCCGUCGUGCCGGCCACGGGCAAUAAUUUGGGCAUCGCCCAAAUGAAGUUCACGUCGACCGCCGCAAAGGACAAGGGUGCUGUCCUCCGCGACUUGAAAACGACGCCGGGGAUCUACUGCAACGGGGCUUUGGUGAAGGGGGUGAACGUAUCGAAAGGAAAAAUCCCCCCUCCCCAUAUCGAAAACGAAAUUUGUGAUGCUGUAUCUGAGUUCACAAAUCGACUCGUCAUGCUAGAAGGCCAAGAGCCGCAGUCGUGGCCUCGUUUGCAGGCAAUUUGUCAUGCUGUUUCCCAAUCUCAGCUGCCUCCUAUCAUGCUGAAGAUGCAAGGCUUCCCCACGCCACCCAGCACUACAGUCCGCAUCUUUUCCCGUGUAGCAUGACAAAGCUGAUUUGUGACAACAAAUCUGCAUCACAGAUUUCCGUUUUGAUAUGGGGAGGGGGGAUUCUUCCUUUUGAUAGAACGGGAAAGAAAUAGCGGCGGAGAUCGUUCCGAAGACGUUCGUGGAGAAGCUCACACAAACUGCGGCAAGGUUCGCGGAAGCGGUGGAACCGGGCGCGUGCUUCGCCGGCCUGGGGCGGGACGUUUGCUGGUUGCUUGACGUGCAGCAGGACGCUGUGCGCGAAACCGGGAACAAAUUCCUAGACCGGAUGGGGCUCCUUCUGGCAGAGGACGAAAGUAGUGCUGCAAGCAGACGCAACUCGGGUGAAGAAGGAGCUCCGAAGUUCUACGAGUGGGUGUCGGAUCCAGCUUUUCUGUCCUCGCAAGACUGCGACAUCUUGAGCUUUUUGAUUCUUUUUUCAAACCAGGGCGACUCGGAGACGCCAGCGGCGAAGGAAGUGAGGCUGCUGCGAGCGCAAGCCUUUUUGCAAGCCGAGGGCAUUCUUGAUUUUGGCCAGCAUGGCGCGGAAAGGUUGGGAAACGGUGUGGGAGAAGGUGUCGUUUGCAAACACGUCCAUGUUUAUCAGGGGUAGUAUGGGAAGAGGCUGCGUUCGUUUGGGUCUGUCAAACGCGAGGAACAGGGGACCCUGGUCCUAGUUAGGAUGACAAAAAGAAGCCGUGCGUAGGGAACCAGAUGGUAAUUUUUUUGUUGAAUACCAGUACCACCAUAUUGAAGCAAGGAGCUGCAGCUGCUCUUCCUUAUUGUAUGGUAAUUGCAGGCGAUGCCGAUAGUAUUUUCGGUUCGCAUUCGGAGUUGCUCGGAAAAGAGCAGGCUCAGCGGCGCACGCUUUCCUUGCUCAUACCCCUCCUGGUAUCGGUCCAGAGAUCGAUAUUUCACCUGACGGCGUGAAUAAGGGGAGUGCAAUUAGGAAGUUUCUCGAAGCAGGGGCUGGCGAAAAUACUGGUACUGCGAAAACUGUCGCGGUUUUUGGCGAUGCAGGUAACGACCUAGAGCUCUUCGGAGUGAAGCGUGGACCUUCGGCCGAGCUGUUGCCCUUAUUCCAGGACGGUUUCGAUUAUCGACCGAAAAUUCGUGUCGCCAUGCCGUUAUCCACCCUAACGGAUGUGUCAGGGUCAGAGAAACAAGUUCAAGAUGAAAUUUGCACUGACAGGCAGAAAAGCCGCUGCGCCGAGCUGAUUGAGCAUAAAGGCAUAUACAAUACUGAAAACGAGCGCAACGAGAAUGAAAUUUGCAAUGACUUCUUGUUUCUACAAGGUACACGAGCUGUUUUCGCAAAUAUAUUUGAUGUUGUACUGUACCUGUAUCCUGACCCUUUGACAUGCAUAGCUCUGGGCGAAUGAUAGUUUGUUGGUAAAGGACGCUACUAUUGUUGACACGGUAGAUAAGGUUUUGAAAAGGAUUGUAAGCGCGAAGUCGAAUCGGUAGUACUGCUACUGCCAUCUGCGUGCUUUAAUGGCAGGAGCAAAUGCAACUCUAUAUCAAUCAAAAUUAU
Messenger RNA from Amoebophrya sp. A120, 2284 nucleotides. The record is from the annotation of a GenBank genome assembly. Lineage: Eukaryota; Dinophyceae; Syndiniales; Amoebophryaceae.